Molecule: messenger RNA, 2584 nt
Organism: Nothobranchius furzeri (turquoise killifish)
Lineage: Eukaryota; Metazoa; Chordata; Actinopteri; Cyprinodontiformes; Nothobranchiidae
Gene: tmem120b
Product: transmembrane protein 120B
Biological process (GO): fat cell differentiation
Cellular component (GO): membrane
Source: RefSeq, a predicted model, not a curated record
CAGUACAAUUAAAACGCCUCUGAGUGGGACGGACGGAGCGCGAGCCCGCUUGGGGAAGAGUCGAGGAGCGAGGAACCUUGUGAAGCGUCCUCUUCGUAACUCCCUCUAGUGAACCACAAUGUCCAGGCAACAUUUCCAGGCAGAAUGGAAUGACAUUGACAAGGAAUAUCAACAAUUACAGGAAUCUCAUAAAUUAUACAGACACAAACUUGAGGAACUCACCAAUCUUCAGGCAACAUGCAGCAGCGCCAUCAGUAAACAAAGGAAAUGCCUGAAAGACCUGAGGUUUACAUUGAACAAGUGUGCGCAGUCAUGUGACGAGAAAGAGCUGAAACUAAUAACAGACAUUAAAACACAAAUCAAAGAGCGGGAGAAUGCUUUCUUUGACAUGGAAGCAUAUUUACCAAAGAAAAACGGACUGUAUCUGAGUUUGGUCCUGGGUAACGUGAACGUGACGCUUCUCAGCAACCAGGCGAAGUUUGCCUAUAAAGACGAGUAUGAGAAGUUCAAGCUUUGUCUGACAAUAAUCCUGAUGUUUGGAGCUAUAACCUGCCUCUUCUUUCUCAACUGUCGAGUCACUGAUGAAAUCUUCAACUUUCUGCUGGUGUGGUAUUACUGCACGCUGACUAUCAGAGAAAGCAUCCUCGUCACUAACGGGUCCAGGAUCAAAGGUUGGUGGGUUUCCCACCAUUAUGUGUCCACCUUUCUGUCAGGUGUCAUGCUUACUUGGCCAGAGGGGCUAAUGUAUCAGAUGUUUCGGAGCCAGUUCCUGGCUUUCUCCAUUUAUCAGAGCUUUGUUCAGUUCCUUCAGUAUUACUACCAGAGCGGCUGCUUGUACAGACUACGAGCUUUAGGGGAGAGGAAUCAGCUGGACCUCACCGUGGAGGGAUUUCAGUCCUGGAUGUGGAGAGGCCUCACUUUUCUCUUGCCCUUCCUGUUUUUUGGCCACUUUUGGCAGCUAUACAACUCUGUGACCUUGUUCUCCUUGGCAAGACAUGAGGACUGUAAAGAGUGGCAGGUGUUGAUGCUAGCACUGACCUUUCUCGUCCUCUUCCUGGGAAAUUUCCUCACAACUUUAAAAGUUGUCCACCAAAAAAUUCUAAAAAAUGAUGAGAGCGUGCAAAAGAGUGACUGAGAAUACCUCAACGAGACGUCUGUGAUGCUCCAGAAGGCCAGUAAUUAUGAAUCAAACACGCACAAUUGCUUGAUGGGCCGACCACAGAAUGAUCCGUGAGACGACAGAGCUGAAACCACAGUUCAUCUCCGUCUUCAGUGACAUCAGUGAGCAGCUGCGUCUAGCCAAAGUCUCCUGCAAACAUGCUCCUACUUUCUAAUGACUUGAUGUUGCUAUGAGGUGGGAACAGUGGGAAUAAUCACCAAAUACUACGACCAGUCUGUUAUCCUGCUUAUAGAAAUUGUGGAGGGAAUCUGUUUCUUCUGUGUUUGUGUCAGAGUGCAUGGCCUUUAGAGAAGCUUCUGUUCUGAUCAUAUGCAGUUAAACGAGGACAGGUAGCAGAACAUAGUUUGCCUUUUGAGACACGGCGUCUGCAGUGUGCAUACUUCAGUGACGUAGUAGUGAUCCAACUGGCUCCAGCUGCACCUCAUCUAAUGAACUUCCUUCUUCUUUUAACGUCCUAAUGUCACGUCAUUUCACUGCAAACUGAUUUCUGGAGAUAUUAACUCAGAAAGGUUAAAUGCUGGUCCACAAUGUUCACAGCUGAUUCUGAUAUUCAAGUAUGACUGACUUCAGUCUAGACUCGGAGGAAGUUGUUUUUCCAUUUAAUUUGGAUGAUAAGGGAACCUGUCAGUCUUUCUCCUACCAGCAGAGAUUAAAAAGCUAUACAUGUUGGGUUUAUCUGUCAAAGAAACUACAAAAUGUUUACAAAAAUGUAGAAAUCUGUUUCCUCUAAGGAUCAAUGAGCUUUUCACGUGAACUGUUGUUACUAAUACACUAAAGUAUUACUGAGUACCACGUUACACUGGUGGUUUUAAUCUGGUGAACAAAAACCUGCAAAAUAAACGUAAUUUAUCACAGAGUUCAGAUAUUAAGGCAAAUUCUUGGAUUAUCUUUCCAUCUCGUUACACAAUGUUGCAGAAAUGCUAAAAUGCUGCUAAUGAGAAAGUUACCGUAGGAUCACAAAAACGUCCUGGGUUGUUUUUCUAAAUCCAGCCAACAUGACAGUUUUUUGUAAUAUAAAAACUUUGUAUUCAUUUUUGUAGUUUUCUCACCUCCUUUUACAUGCAUGAUUGCUCAAGACUCAGGACUUAAAUGCCUUAUUGAGAAAGAAAACAAAAUACUGUUUUGUUCAGUAAACUAGCAUUCAUCAGUGCUGAUUCCUGUCAUCCAUGCUCUUUUCAUUUGUUUGCACUCUGAGGGAAAAUUGGAGCAUGCUGCUAGAAAACGUUAAAUGUCAAAACUUCCAGACUACACAAAAUAAUAAGUCGUCCAUGUUUUUAAUCAUGUGAUCUCAUUUCAUGACUGUAUAAGGCACCUGGAUGAGGGGUCAGUAACACAAAGCCAUUUUUUGUGUCCAAAUGUUUAACUACAAAAACAUGCCUCAAUAAAAACAGAUAUGCAAAUGUG